Molecule: messenger RNA, 6210 nt
Organism: Betta splendens (Siamese fighting fish)
Lineage: Eukaryota; Metazoa; Chordata; Actinopteri; Anabantiformes; Osphronemidae
Gene: rlf
Product: RLF zinc finger
Exons: 8
Coding region: 101-5725 (1874 amino acids)
Biological process (GO): regulation of transcription by RNA polymerase II
Cellular component (GO): nucleus
Molecular function (GO): DNA-binding transcription factor activity, RNA polymerase II-specific; DNA binding
Source: RefSeq, a predicted model, not a curated record
AUUUGGGCGAACUUUAUCCAACGCAUGAAGUGAAGGGUUCCGACGGCACGUGAAGGCAGCGUCAGACUGCACUGCAUACGCGCCGUGGCGGAGAGCGAAGAUGGCGGAGAAUAAUGUCGAACCAGAGCACGAAUGGAGCGACCGGGCCCUGGACACAGCCGAGGACACUCUGGUUGCAAUGGAGACCCUGGUGGCCACACUCAAAGCCUUUGAAGACGUACUCAGACAACAAGACAUAUCCACAGCGUCCUCCACCGAGUACUGCGACAACUUCUGUCAGGCACUGAUGCACUACGCUGGAAACAGGAACUCCAUGGAACAUGGUCUGCCUCUUCUGGAGGUCUACUGUCUGUCCAUAAACUGCUUCGCUGCAGCUCGCUCUCACCUCACUGCAGAGUCUGACAGUGUUGCCCUUGUUUUAAAGAGACUAGCUUUGAGCUGUUUUGAACUUCUGCUGUCAGUGCCUGAGAAUGAAAUCCCAUGUGAAGCCUGGGUUCAGUUCCACCACUCUGUUCAGAAUGCCCAUGACACCCUGUUACAGUAUGGGAGCACAGACCUCCAAGCUCUACUCCAGAUAACGGGGGAGGGGGGUGCAUGGAGCAACCCUAUCCUGACAUCCCUUCUGAGUGGCCAAGUUACCAACCCAGCUGAAGUUGAUUCAUACAUCAGCUUGGAGGGCGAAGGCUUCAUGGAGAUGCGAGUGAAGCACCUGGAGAAAAUCGGUGAGGUUGUGAAGGCUGUGGUCUUGGCCAAAGCCUGCGCUGAAUGCAAUGCUGUCUCCAACCAAGCAACCUUCCGUCAGACGUUCGUCCUACUGCUUUGUCAGCUGCUGCCCAGUGAAGAAGCAAUCACUGAGAUUUCCAGACUUGACUGCAAGGAUGUUUUGGAGAUUACAUGUAAUUUUGAAACAGAGGGGGAGGAAAAUAAUGCCUUCAUCCUGUGCACUACUUUCCUGACUCAGCAGCUUCAGCAGCAGAGCCUUUACUAUUCCUGGGAGUUGACACUAUUAUGGAGUAAACUUCAGAGGAGGAUCGACUCCUCAUUGCAGUCUCUUCUGGAUCGUUGCCUUCAGCUAGGUGCCAUUGCCAAAACAGUCCACCAUUUGUUUUACCUGGUCCGUGUGAUUCAGACAGAGGUGGAGGGCCUAACGGGGGUACCUACAUCAGUAGAACUUUGUGUGAAAGCCCUUCAGCUUCCAAAGCAAAAUGACUCAGAAACAAGAGUCUCUGUCUGUAAAACAGUGUCCUGCCUUCUUCCAGAUGAUCUUGAAGUGUUGCGUGCCUGCCUGCUCACAGAGUUUCUGCUUGACCCCAUCCAGGAGGUCUUCGGCCGCCUUGAGGAGCUUUAUUUACGCCCAGAUCAAAAAUAUGACCAGGAAAACGAGGUUAUUCCCAACUCACUGCGCUGUGAGUUGCUACUAGCACUGAAAGCACAUUGGCCUUUUGACCCUGAAUGCUGGGACUGGAAAAUUCUCAAGUAUCACUGCAUCUCACUACUUGGGUUGAUGCCAGAAUCAGAAGGGGAAGAGGAGGAGGUAGCCAGUAAACAUCACGAGUGUCAUGGAGUUACAGUGAAGGUAGAAUCAGAACAUCAAAAUAGGAUAAAUGGAAGUCUUGAUAGUCAAAAUCAACAGGAUCAAACCCAGUCUCUUACCAACCCAGAAGUCCACAGAGAACAUGAGACAAAGAAACACAAGUUCUGCUGUCAGAUUUGUAAGCGGUCAUUCACUGACACCCAAAUCAUUCACCACUCCAAAAGACAUGCAGGAGACGACAGCCACCCUUGCCCUGUUUGCUUGGAAAGGUUUAAAAGCAGAAAGGACCUUGUUCCUCACAUGAAGCGGCACAUCCAAAGUGAAACGGAUAAUUCUAAUAGCAAUGUAUCAAACGACAACAUGCUAAAACAAAUAGAGGAUGAUGAUGAUGUUGAACCAGGAGAGAUAACCGUUGACCCUUCACUGAUGCUGUAUUACAAAUCCACACAUGAUCCAGACGUUCUGCACCACAUUGUGCAACAAGCCAAAACUGUGAAAGAGAAGCACAUGGAAGAUGAUGAGCAUGUAACAUUUGAGUACAUUGACCAGCACUUCAAAUUGCAAAACCGGGAUGAAUACCUUUGUCCUGGAACUGACUGCACCCGGAUUUUUAAACAUUCCAAGUACUUGUAUGUCCAUUUAAAAUCUGAACACAAAGGUGACGAGAAUGUGAAACAUUUUCAUCAGAUGAGAGACAAGCGGGAGAAAUGUGUUUUUUGUAGACGCCAUUUUGUCUCCGCUUAUCACCACCGGAAACACAGAAGGAUUCAUUAUGGUGAUCGGCCUUACAUGUGUGUGGUGAUAGGAUGUGGUGCUAAGUUUAGUACCUCCAACGAACUUGUUACACACAAACAGACCCAUGGCUAUCAGCUCAACUAUCAGUGUGAGCUCAAAGGCUGUUACAUCACCUACUCUGACUUAGGACAAAUCUACCACCAUGAGGCACAGCAUUUUAGAGAUGCAGGAUUUACCUGCUGUAGUGCAGAAUGUAAAAAGUUUUAUUUUUCCAAAAAGGAAUUUAUAAAGCAUUUAUCCACUCACAACAUCUCCUUCUCUGAAGAUGACUUUGAGGCUCAGAGGAAAGCAAAGCAGAAACUUUUUAAGACUGUUCCUGAAGCAAAAAUGCGCCUUAAUAAGUCAACUGAUUCACAAGAGAUUGUAAAUAAAGACCUUCCAAAAUCUUCAUCCAUGGAUUGUGCCUCCUCUUCGCAAGAAUCUGAUGUUAAGGAACCCAGGGCAACUAUGACUUUGGUGGCUGUAUGUUUUGAUGGAAGUAAAUUCACUUGUGGUUUUGAGAAGUGUGGCAUGACUUUCUCCAGAGCCAGAGAUGUCCAGCGACAUCUAAAGUGUGCCCAUCCAGAACAUCUUAAACUGGAGAAUAAAGAACACAAGCAUGAUAAAGACCAAGACUUAAAGUACAAGGGGAUAAAGACUGACCCAGAUCUAGACAGCGAAAAGGAGGAAAAUGAGCUCCCAACUCUCUUUCAACCUGUGGAGUCUUCCAAAGAAAGAAAAGCACCCACUCAAACCAAAAAUAAUGAAACUAAUUUUUCAAGCCUUCAAACAAAAAAUGAUGCCCUAUUGGAAAUUGUUCUAGGGCUCAGUAAACUGGACCUGAAUUCCACGUCUUCACACAACAUGUCAAGUGACCCCUCUGAGUCUAUCCCGGAACCUAAUGCAUCACCAAUUGUUAAUCAGUCAAUCAUGGCAAAGCCUCCGGUUGUAUUGCUCAAUAAGAAACCUCAUCUGCCUGAGGAAAAUGUAAAGGUAAAAACUGAAGAACUAUCAGCUGUUGAAGAAGCUGGUGUUGAAUCAUUAGCUAUGGCAAAGCCAUAUGUGUGUGAGGAUAAAGAUUGUGGUUUUAGGACUGCACAGAGUUACAGCCUGCUGCGACACUAUAACACCAAACAUGGUCGCACCAUUGAACAGGCCAAACGCUUGACUUCUUUGAAAACAACAUGUUUUAAGCCUUAUGUCUGCCAGCUUUGCUCCAAGAGUCACAGACAAAAGCACGUGUUGAGGUCCCACUACCUUCAAGUACAUAACCUGACCGAGUCUUUUAUAGAGAAAAUAAGUUACGGAGCUGUAGCUUAUGAGGGGAACAGAGAUUCUGCAAAUGAAACAUCCCCUCCGGCAAACCAAGGUCUAAAAGUACAGCUGGAGAUGCCCAAGUUGCAGCACCUACCUGACGAAUGUCUGAUCAGUGAAAAUGGACAAAGCACUGGCGAUCCUCCAUCUGAAGAUGAAGUGCAGGAUGAGGAAGAGGGUGAGCAAAAAGGAGAAAGUGAGGAUGGCACCACACAGCAGGUCAGAACCACAAGACGUCUGGUGGCCAAAAAUAAUCUCUGCUAUAUAUUGGAUAAAUUCAGCAAACCUUUUCAUUGUGUAGCAAAAAACUGUGAUGCAGCUUUUUCCACCCAGGGAGGCCUCGUGCGCCACCUACAGUUAGUACAUCACUACAACCGCUCUCAGCUUCUGUUGGAAAAAGAAUUUGAUGUGCAUCACAGUCAAGAAGUCAGGAAGGAAUCUGCCAAGAAAAGACUUCUUCCAAACUCUGAUGAACCUCAGCCCCAGUAUAAAUGUCACUUUGCCAACUGUAAGGCCUCCUACCACCUUAAAAGCAGCCUUGUGCGUCACACCCGUGAUUACCACUCUCAGCCACCAGAGCUAGUAAGGCCCAAAUACGAAGGUUGCAGAAGAGUGUUCAACCACGAUGAUGCACUUAAACAUUCUCUUUAUAGUCACUGUGACUAUUACGACUCGCUAGUGGUACGUCUACGGAGCACUCACAAAAAGUCAGUUACUGGAUGCCAAAAGAAGCUUAUUGUCGCACCACAGAGUCCUAAGAAAGAAGAACCUGAUUUAUCCACGACAGAGGCUGAGAUGUCAAGCCCCACACCUGAAACAGCUGGCCAGCCAGAGGUAAUUGGCGAGGGCAAUCCUGAAGAGACCACCGUGACAGAAGAAAAGAAGGAACGAAGAAAUUCCUUCAACCGUUUUGUCUUCAGAUCUCACGAAGAAGCACUACAGAUGUGCCAAGAUCGCUGUAUGCGUGUGGCCUACCCCUGCAUGGUCCAGGACUGUGAUUCUGUCGUCACCUACUUGCACAGCUUGAAUCGUCACUACCUGAAGGUUCACCGCAUGCGCCGAGAAGAUCUGGUUAGGAAUGAAGAAAAGCUGCUUUUUAAUGCUGAGCAGCUGGAGGAACUGAUUCAGAGGAAGUCAGCCAGAUCAACUGCGGCAGGUGCAUGUACUCCUAAUGGGGUCCGCAAAAUGGAGUAUCAGACUGAGCUAGAGCUAGAUAACCCAGGGGAGCAGUCCACGGCCAUGAGCCUUCACUCCAUCAAACCAGACACUCAGGAUGAGGAUAAUCCGAAUCCACUUAGAUUCCCAGAGGAGGAAGAGGAGGAGGCACCACCUGUUGAGAGAAAUGGUGUCCUUGUUGGUGCAGAUGAGGUGCUGUAUGGUGAACCUAGCACUCGAGGGCACACUGAAGACUCUCCUGCAGCCUCUCAGACCUGUCAGAAACAGGAGAGGUUGAGCUUGGAUAAAAUCAAACCUCUGCUUCGUCCAGUUACUGUGGAUCUCUCGCCACCAUGCUCACUGCGCUUCACUACUGAAGAGGGUGCACAAGACCCAUCAGCCAACAAGGAUUGUGGUAAAAUUGUGAAUGGGUCAGCGGCUUUGCCCAGUCUUCCUGUUCGGCAGCCACUAAAACGAAAGAACGAGCUGUCCGAACAGCCGUCAAAUGUGAAAGAUCCUCAGCCUCGUAGUCCUUCUCCGCGGCCAUUUGACAUUGCUGCCUACAAGCCUAUGGGCUUUGAGUCCUCGUUCCUAAAGUUCAUACAAGAGACCGCCCCAAAAGAUAUAAACCCCGUGCCACCGAAACGGCGAGACUCUUUCAGACGCAGUUGUUCUGUCAAGGAGAACAACCAGUUAGGAAUCUCUCACACUCGCAGCAGACGCACUCAAUCCCCACUGUUGAAGCCCCACUCUAUGACUGGGGACUUCACAUCAGUCCAAAACUUGAAGUCCAUCCUGGACAAAGCUCUUGCUGGGUGUGGGGACCUAGCCAUAAAGCAGCUUCAGUACCUCAGACCAGUGGUGGUACUGGGGAGACCUGUAUGCUCCACCCUGCCUGACCUCUUCCCAUCAGACACAAACAAUAGCAAACUGCUUCUUGGAAGUUAGCUUAACUGAGCACCUUUUCAACGUGGCUUUGUAUUUUCACAAGCUGUGUACCAGUAUUUUUGUUUCUCUUAAAAUAAUAGUAUUGUUUUUGUUGGGUUUUUUUAAGUUUCAAAUUUGAAGUAUUAUGAAUUAGCAUAAGAAAAAAACAAGCUUAAACAUCUGAAGAUAAAGGACUUUUUUACAUCUGUUAAGACAAUAUUGAAAACAAAAAUCUUGUAACUGAUUAUGUGUGUGUGUAUAUACUGUAGUUCUCAGAAAAAUGUACAGCUUUUCAGAUUGUUAGAAAUGGUCAGUAGCGGAAUGCAAGGCCUUUUCACUUAUGUGAAAAUGUGACUGAAAAACAUUUCCUUAAUACAAAGUUUUUAAGGAAAAUGUUUUAUUUUUCACCUCAGUUUAUAUUAAAUCAGUGUUGGGAUGCAGUUGACAGGUGUUGGAAAGACAUGUAUGUAAUACUUUCUAAUAAAGUAAAUGUGGAAAUAACUAAA